AAACUCAUAUAGGAAAAACACUUAUUUCCUUCAAACAAACCACUUACAAAGAUAUAUCAAGGUCCGUUGACUGUCUCAGACUUCGGCUCCAGUAAGUCUUCGUGUUGAUGAACGGCCUAAUGAUUUCUAUCUAGAAGAGGCGCCCUUGCAACUAGGUCAGCGAGGUUUUUGCAUGAACGCGAGUCCAGUGAAAAGAGAUCAACUACUGACCAGAAGUACAAUUUAUUCAGGAUCGUUAAGGCAGCUGCAAAACAUUAAAAACGAGAAACUUGUUCUCGAUAACAAAAGAAGGUAGCAGAGAGAACUAGAGAGAGACGGCAAACUCGCGCGUUUGGAAAUUCUAAAGUUAAAAAUCUCCCCUAGUUGUUUGCGUGCGUAUGAACGAGUUUACAAGUGUAAAUUAUACGUCUAGAAGUGGCCUUAAUAACUAAUGCUUCUAAAAAGUCAAAUACGUGAAGUGACUCAGCAAAAAAAACGAGUGAGAUUAAAUCGCUUUUUUAAUAUCAUCAAUUCUUUUUGCGGUAUGUUCUGAUUAGUUUCAUUUUUAUUCUAGAAAUUAAAGGAUAGCAGCAGAGAGAUGAUGAAAUAUUUCUACUGGGCUCACAAUGACGUUUUGACUUUUGUUGAAUAAAGAAGCUAUCAUGAAUAGCAGUCUUCAUUAACGUCACGUAACAAGCCGUCUGAGUAAACACUUUAACAAAUUAAUGCAACGUUUUAGAGUUUUCAGUUUCUAUUCUAUGAGUCUCCGGACAUACUUUACAUUAUCAAAUGUCAUGCGGAAAAAUUUUCUAAAUAUUCUUCAAUUGCGAUGCUAUCUUUGGUUGCAUUUAUCUCUCUCUUUUCGGGAAGAAGUUUCAUUAGUCCUCAUUACCGGUGUUUCAUGAUGAAUUCUGCGUAUGUGGCCAGUUAAUGAAAAAUCAAACUGCACCUGUCCUUCCGAUUAUGGACUCGGAUUCAAACAGUUAAUUGCUCGCUUCGAAUAUCUCGCUCAUGAUCUUAUUCAAAUUCAGUUCCCUUGCUAAGAAGACUACAAGCAGUAAUACAGUUGCUUCUGUACUUUUCUUCGCAGAUUGAUCGAGAGAAGACUAUAUUUCACUACUUUGGACUAUGCGCGCGGAUUGAAUCCGAAGGCGUGAAGUCCUGCCAAGAUCAAAGAUGACUUUCUGGUUGUACUUUCAAUUAUUCCCGUAUUUGUUCGCAAUAAAAACAAGUCAAGGUUUGGAAAGUAACCACAGACAAGUUCUGACCAUUGGAGGGUUCUACGCUUCAGGAAAAAUGACCACUUUUCAGAACGCGUCGGGAAUCAUCCAGACCGUAAAUGAAGCAGUUCGAACCAUAAACGAGCGCUCGCAGCUUCUUCCCGGCUACAAAUUGGAGAUCGAAUGGAGGGAUACCAAGUGUCAGCUGGGUCAUGGAGUCCAGGCUCUGUUUCAAAGUGUUAACGAGUCUCCUACAAAGAUAAUGCUCCUUGGAGGAAUGUGUAGUGCUGCUACUGGACCAAUUGCCGAAUGCUCUCACCUUUUAAACCUGAUACAGGUCGGCUAUGGGGCGUCGUCUAUUUAUUUGUCUAACAAGCAAAAGUACCCACUUUUCUUCAGAACGGUUCCCCCAGAGAAGGGGCAUAAUUCUGGGCGCGUGGCUGUACUUAAGUAUUUCAAAUGGAUGAGAAUUGCUAUAUUAACAGAGAGAGAGCCUUAUUAUGAAGCUGCUUUGGCAAGUCUGACAAAGCUGCUUGAGAAAAACGAUAUGUUAGUAGUGGCUCAAGAAUUUCUUGGAGAUGGAAUGGAAGAAGACCGCAAAUCUCUAAUCAAGUUAUUGAAGGCGAGAGAUGCUCGAAUUAUUGUUGGACUUUUCUCUGAAGAAAAAGCUGUCGAAGUCUUCUGUCAGGCGUACAAGCAAGAGCUUUAUGGUGAGAGGUAUGUCUGGAUGUUGAUAGGAUGGUAUCAGUCGCGUUGGUGGAACGCACAUCCAGCAGUCCUGUCCAAACAAAAUUGCGAGGCUAAGCACGUGAUGAAGGCUUUUGGUAAUUACGUCACAACGGAGUUUCUGAAAUUUGGACCCAGUUCCCCACGCAUGAUAGGUGGCGAGGGUGCGUACCAUGCAUGGAAAAAUAAAUUUGACGAGCUUGGUUUAUAUUCUGGUUUUGCGCACGACGCCUUGGUUGCUAUGGUUUUGGCUCUAAACCAUUCAGCCGGGGUUCUCGCAGCGAAAAAUAAAAGCUUGGCAGAUUUUACUUACAGUGACUCGGAAAUGGCAGGACUGUUUAAGAAGUCUUUAUCCAAUGUCUCAUUUCGUGGAUUUUCGGGACAAGUAUACUUUAACGAUAAAGGAGAAAGGGAAGGAAUUAUAACAGUCGGUCAAAUGCAAGGUAAGAGUGGUAGUGUUCCCGCUGACCAAAUGACCACAGUGGACAAGCUGCAGACGAUUUCGAUCGGAUCGUUCGGAUUUUUUUGUGCGGUUGAGGUCCUAGGGAUUAUCAUUGCUGUGGCUUUCCUGGCCUUCAACAUUUCUUACAGUAGUCACAGAUUUAUCAAGAUGUCAAGUCCACGUCUAAAUAAUGUCAUUGUGGUUGGUGCCAUUCUUAUUUACAUCGCUGGUAUUCUGUUGGGCAUCGAUGGCAACUUCGCGAGUAUCGACAUUGAGGCAAUUUUGCAAUGCAGACUUUCGACCUGGGUAGCUUGUCUUGGAUUCACACUCGGUUUUGGUGGCAUGUUCUUAAAGACUUGGAGAGUGCACAAAAUUUUUCUUAAUAGAACAAAGAAAAUGAUCAUAACUGACUUCCAAUUGUUCGCAGUGCUGGGUCUGUUUCUUUCCAUCGAUCUCCUAAUUCUUAUGGUUUGGGAGAUUGUUGAUCCCUUGUACGCUAGUAAACACUACACAGGACGAGAGGAAUACCGCUCAUCCACGGACACCAACUACAAGGCUUAUUACAUUGAGUGCACCUCGAAUCACCCGAAAAUCUGGCUUGGGGUUAUCUAUGCCUACAAAGGACUUAUGUUGGCGUUCGGUGCCCUGAUGGCCUGGGAGACAAGGAAUGUCACUUUCCCAGCGUUGAACGACUCCAAACACAUCGGUAUUUCAGUGUACAACGUGGUAUUCCCGUGCGCCCUUGGAAUGACAAUUGUCAACGUGGUGGAUUAUAACCCGAAUGUGUUUUACGUGGUUCUUUCCGUGUUGGUUGUUUUCUGUACCACCAUUACACUGUGUAUUGUGUUUGUUCCAAAGAUAUCAACCGUUAGAGCAGAUCCUCUGGGGAAAAACAGACCUCGCUUUGUACCGGCACUGAAUCGUCAAACAGUGCGGGGGCAAAUAGACGAAAGGCAACAGUUACAGCCAGUUCAACAACAACAGCAGAGACCUACUUCUACUCAGACACAAGAAAACAGUCAACGAACAAAUGCUAGUCCUAUAUAACGUGCGGUGCGAAGAUUAGUUAGACGCGAGUGAAAUAGUUUAAAAUCCAGUAAGACACUGUUGUAAUUUCAGUUCGAACGAGAAUCGGUAAAGAGAGAGCUGCGAGAGAGCCCAAGAAUAGAACUCCUCGAUAUUCCUAAUCGAUCACUAUCGAUUCGUCACGGAUCACAGCACACUCUACCAAAUGGUUCUAAAGGGUGCAUUCCGAUAGUCCAUUGUACAGUCGUGUACUUGGUUGCCAAGCCUUUGGACAGAAGUGAGGCCAAGGUUGACCUUGUUAUGAUACUAACCUUGCUGCUUUUCAAAUGCAAAUUACUUUGUUAUUAUGCUAACUAGAUACCGGUCAACAAGGUCACCUUCAGCCUCACUCCAAAUCAAAGGCUUGGCACCUAAGUAUAUUACUGUAAAAUGGUCUAUUGAGAGUGGUAAAAUCAAAACGAGGUUAAUCCCAACGGCCAAUCAGUGAAAAGUGGAAUAUCACAAAAAGCUGCUGAACCCUCCAAGAUGAGUUCACAAGUCUAGACUAGUUUUAGCUUUGCAUCUGAUUGGUUAAAAAUAAGCACGACUUUUCAAUCUCAGGGCGUAAUAAAUUACAACCAAAACAAUCCUAAAUUACUGUCCGCACCCAAUUAAAAAUUGUUCUAAAUGAUGAGCAGUAAAACAUAGUCAAAAAACAAAAGACAAGUAAUAAAAUUAAAAAAAAAACCAACAAUGACAACAACCACAAAAGUGAAAUUGAAAUUUUUCCAACAAGGAAUACCUUAGAGUAAGCCUGUAAGUCACGUUCGCAGACAAGCAUAAAUAAUUCAGCCUACAAUGUUACUCCAGCACUUGAUAGAGAUAUCAUGUAUCCAAAGAAUAGCACUGGACUUCUAAACUGUUACAGCCACGGAUAGCACUUUACACUCCAGGAUGUAAUUCUUUCAGUUAAUUUCAUUUAUUCACGCAUACGAAAGGACAUAAUGAUGAAAAUAAAUUAUGACACUUUUGUAUUACA
This is a messenger RNA of Pocillopora damicornis (cauliflower coral), 4411 nucleotides long. RefSeq names its product gamma-aminobutyric acid type B receptor subunit 2. The record is from RefSeq and is a predicted model, not a curated record. Gene Ontology annotation, cellular component: G protein-coupled receptor heterodimeric complex; membrane. Gene Ontology annotation, biological process: G protein-coupled receptor signaling pathway; gamma-aminobutyric acid signaling pathway. Gene Ontology annotation, molecular function: G protein-coupled GABA receptor activity. NCBI's taxonomy places the organism in Eukaryota, Metazoa, Cnidaria, Anthozoa, Scleractinia, Pocilloporidae.